CAGGGCAGAGCAGUUAAGACCUGGAAUCUCAAGAUGAUAUAUCAAGGUAUCAAAGAAGACCCCUCUCGACUUCACCUUGAUCUCUCUUUAGAUUCCCGUAUCCUGCGUAAGAAUACUAGACCCGAUUCCUCCUCUCCUCUCUAGCUCGUUCCCCUCACAUUUUUUUGUUAUAGUGUGUGUCAAUCGAUAUAUCGUACAUCAGAAACUCAUCGUUCAUCAAAUUCUUAUCGAUAUAUCGUACAUCAGAAACUCAUCGUUCAUCAAAUUCUUCUAAAAAUUAUAAAUCAUCAUGACUGAACGUACAUCAAGGAAGAAGACCGCGAGUGGAGAGAAAGACGCUGAUAAUAACUCGAUAACUAACAUGUUAACAACUAGUACUCAAGGAGAUUCUAAUAAAAACUCUGGUACAAAUCAAGGCAAUCAAGGGAACGUUAAGAAUUCAAUCCCAGGAAACCAAAGAGACUCGGAUGCAUCCAAGAGUCUUGGUUCAAGUUUAAUGCAAGACCAAGGCAAUUCAGAAUUAUCUGCAAUUUCCGGUCAAAAUCAAGCUGAUAAGAGUCAAGAAAUCGAUAACGAUAAUACUAUCAAUCGAGAUCAAGUACAAAGAAUUCAUUCUAUGUAUGUAGAAGAAAACGAAAAAGAGAAGAAUAAAAAUCCAAUCAUAAUAACAAGAGAUUUAACAGAAGAUCAGGAGUCAAGUACCUCAAACGAAAUAGUUAAUGCAGAGUUAUUAGACGUGAACGCAGCAUUUAAACAAGUGCCGGUUGCAAAAAAUGAUUCGGUUAUAUUAGAAGCGAAUGAAGAAUUCGACAAUGAUGUAGAUUUGACAGAUAAGAAUUCAGUGUUUAAGAAAGCUAUGGAGCUGACUAUGAAAGGAGAUAGUCAAAGCGCAACAAAGUAUUUAAAAGUGUAUGAAACUUUAGGACAUCUGGAUAUAGAUCAUCAAAGACCUUCAGCGAAGAGAGCAUCAUCAGCAAAUCCAAUCUUAGUCGAGAAUCAAACCGAACCUAGAGCUGAUGGUGGAAUUUUCGAAAAUGGUAUGUGGUUCUUCCCGAAUAGAACAACAAACUAUCAAAAUAGGAGCUACACACCAUAUUUUGAUAGAAACAUCAAGGAGUUAAGAUAUCCAAUUCCGUUAACAAUUUUUGAUAAGGACUGGCAGAACAAGGCCAUGGGUUAUCAUGCAAAGAAGAAAAUCAAAUCAAUUGAAGGAGAAUUGAAAAGUGAAGCUUAUACAGGUUUACCUUAUGCAGAUGAGUGGUUGUUAGACUAUGGAGAUUGGAGUAUACAUUAUAAUGGAUACAUCACCGCCCUUAGAAAUGCUAAGUUCACCAGAUUCGUCGAUUGGUCUUUGGCUCAUAAAUCGAACGUAGAGAAAGUUAUGUCAGAGAUGGGUUGGUUAACAGCUUUGAAGUAUGACAUGCGAGUCAGAGAAGAAGCUCUAGUUAAUAGAACUGAAAUUGAGGGCUAUGUAGCGCCUCCGAACAUAUCGGUAUUUAAUCAGGUGCUAGCAGAAGAAUGCUAUCAAGCCACUAGGAGCAGAAAUGAGACCUUAUUUACGAAAAAUCCAUAUGUAGAAGGAGGUGAAAGGUACGGGUGGGACCCUGCUACUGGAAAACCGCCAAAGAAAGUCGAUAAGAACAAUCAAAGUCAAGCUAAAACGUAUCAGAAAUGGAAUAACAACCAAUCAGCUGGAGGAAGCGGUUUGGAAGCAUCAACUUCUACAAGUUAUAGACCAUUUGAAAAGAAGAAAUUUCAGAAAGGUUAUUUAGGAAAUAAUUACGACGAGAAUUAUAAGGAGAAGAAAGCUGCAGCAGCAGCUAAGGGUAAACAACCUGAGAAGUAGGUUUCACCUCAAUUGUUUUUUUCUAAGUUCAGAUCUUAGUUGUUUCUUCUACAUUUGUAAAAUUCCUUUUCUGUAAAGACAUAGAUGUGCGGUAUGAAAUAAGUAAUUGAUAAACAAUGUCAUUGAUCUAUUUCAAGUGAAAUAGAAUUUGGUUUCAUUCAGAGACAG
Molecule: messenger RNA, 2014 nt
Organism: Melampsora larici-populina 98AG31
Lineage: Eukaryota; Fungi; Basidiomycota; Pucciniomycetes; Pucciniales; Melampsoraceae
Exons: 4
Coding region: 290-1846 (518 amino acids)
Source: RefSeq, a predicted model, not a curated record